AUGAGGAGACCGAUAUUCGAAUGCCCUCAGCGGCGCUUGGUCGAGCUCUUAGUCUUGGCGUCAGCAGCAACAGCAGCAACAAUCAGCGUCGGAAGCACACCACUCAGCCUGUCUAAUUUCCAGCUGAUUACAGAGCUCUCCGUCCCGCUGGGUUGCCUUUUGUCAUAUAACAACCCCAUCGAAGGAUGCGAAGCCACCGACUUUGGUAGCACGGGAACGUGCUCCCAGAAAUGCAGAAAUGGCCUGACUCGCAUGCAAAGUAAUCUCCAGGACGUUUGUCAGUCUGUUCAAGUACAGGUCAACACGAUACUUGGCCAAGCUCUGUCCGGAAACCUGGUAAACUUGCUCUGCGGCGCACUCAACCAACAGACGUCAUCGGCAGUGCAGACGAUAUCUACCACAACGAUAAUCAUUCUGCCUUCAACAACCGCCAUUGCUCCUCCUCCACCCCCGCCUCCGCCGGCUACGACGUCUGUCGCUCCACCGCCGCCGCCACCAACGACAUCAUUAUCAACAUCAACGCCUAUUAUACUGCCGCCGUCGAGCCAGGCGCCUCUGCCUCCGGCAACCACAGCGAUACCGCCAGUAUCUAGUCAGGCGCCCCCUAUCAUACCUCCCACCACUAUUGUCACUUCAACGACAACGACUGAGAACCAGGCCUCACCGCAAAGCACCUCUUCAGCCCCGGUGAACCCUCUCGAUGCUUUGCUCAUGAACGGCGGUAUGGUCAGCAAACCAAGAGGUCGUAUCGCGUGGGGCCUACCAGUCCUUGCCGUUGUCAUGCAUGGAAUUAUUUGA
This is a messenger RNA of Colletotrichum paranaense, 798 nucleotides long. RefSeq lists its product as uncharacterized. Lineage: Eukaryota; Fungi; Ascomycota; Sordariomycetes; Glomerellales; Glomerellaceae. The record is from RefSeq and is a predicted model, not a curated record. The coding region runs from base 1 to 798 and encodes 265 amino acids. The transcript has a single exon.